UCUCUUUCACUGCACUUAUAAACUAUUACUACAUUUUUCUCUACAAUGGCUGAGCUAUCUCUGGAUUGCAAUGAUGGUGCAUCAACUGUGAUGGUUCCUCAGCAUACAGGUCAUGGCCAUGAAUCAACGGCUGCAGUGAAGUUGCAGAAAGUGUACAGGAGUUAUAGAACCCGGCGUAGGCUAGCAGACUCGGCUGUGGUUGCUGAGGAGCUAUGGUGGCAAGCUAUAGAUUAUGCAAGGUUGAAUCAUAGUACGAUUUCGUUCUUCGAUUAUCAUAAAUCUGAAACCGCAGCCUCACGGUGGAGUAGGAUCAGCUUAUUUGCAUCCAAGCUGGGGAAGGGAUUAUCAAAGGAUGCUAAGGCACAAAAGUUAGCUUUCCAACAUUGGAUCGAAGCGAUUGAUCCAAGACAUCGGUAUGGCCAUAAUCUGAACUAUUACUAUGAUGAGUGGUGUAGAGGUGAUGCAGGACAGCCCUUUUUCUACUGGUUGGACGUUGGAGAUGGCAAGGAAGUUGAUCUCAAGGAUUGUCCAAGAUCAAGGCUGCAACAAGAAUGCAUCAAGUAUCUUGGACCGCAAGAGAGGGAACACUUCGAAUAUAUCAUUUGUGAAGGGACCUUGGUGCACAGAGGAACAGGAUCUCUUCUUGAUACAAAUCAAGGAAUGGAAGAUUCCAAAUGGAUUUUCGUGAUGAGCACAUCGAAGAAACUUUAUGCUGGCGAGAAGAAGAAGGGAUUAUUUCAUCAUUCCAGCUUCCUUGCCGGAGGGGCCACCUUGGCUGCCGGAAGACUUAGAGCAGAACAUGGAAAGCUCAAGUCUGUAUCGGCAUACAGCGGACAUUACCGUCCAACCAAUGAGAACCUUGGCAGCUUCCUCACCUUCCUUAAGGAAAGUGGAGUUGCCCUUGAUGGAGUUCAGGUACUUUCUCCCAUGGUAGACAAUGAGAGCUAUGGUUUGAGCAAAUCAAUUCAACCUGGAAGAACAUACGGACAAACAAAAGCUGAAAACCCUGAGCUUCAUGCUUCCAGGGUGGAAGAAAGCAAUCAACAGUCUGAAUCAUGUACAUUUUCUGAAACUAAAAGAAUAAGUAGUUACCAAAGAACCAUAUCCAGAAAUCUCUUCAACCUCCGAACAAGUGUCCCUAAGAAAGAAAUAUUGCAAAGGAUCAACUCCAAGAAGGAAGCAAGUUCAUGUCAACUAGGAGACCAACUGUCUUUUAAGUGGUCAACAGGAGCAGGCCCCAGGAUUGGAUCUGUUGCAGACUACCCUCUGAAGUUAAGGCUACAAGCACUAGAAUUUGUAAGCCUCUCGCCUAGGGCUUCCCUCACGGCAUCCCCAUCGGAACCUCCAUCAGGUCUCACAUCAUUUACAACUUCUUGCAGGAUAAUGUGACCGGCAUUGUAAGUCUGUCGUUCUUAAAGAAUGUGACUCUAAAACCACUGCACUCAAGCACAAGAAUAUAUAUGAAUAGUACUUUACAGGAUUGACCACCCUGGUUUUUCUUUUGGGUUCAUACAUGUGCUAGGAUACAUAGUCUCAGGGAAGACAAAGUAAACUCGGAAUGUUGUAAAGGAAAAGUACCUCAG
This is a messenger RNA of Prunus avium (sweet cherry), 1583 nucleotides long. Its product is annotated as IQ domain-containing protein IQM3-like. NCBI's taxonomy places the organism in Eukaryota, Viridiplantae, Streptophyta, Magnoliopsida, Rosales, Rosaceae. The record is from RefSeq and is a predicted model, not a curated record.